Molecule: messenger RNA, 4638 nt
Organism: Protobothrops mucrosquamatus (brown spotted pit viper)
Lineage: Eukaryota; Metazoa; Chordata; Lepidosauria; Squamata; Viperidae
Gene: CD44
Product: CD44 molecule (Indian blood group)
Exons: 21
Coding region: 179-3097 (972 amino acids)
Biological process (GO): cell adhesion; positive regulation of ERK1 and ERK2 cascade; inflammatory response
Cellular component (GO): basolateral plasma membrane; plasma membrane; macrophage migration inhibitory factor receptor complex
Molecular function (GO): cytokine receptor activity; hyaluronic acid binding
Source: RefSeq, a predicted model, not a curated record
CACUUGUGUUCCAACAGGGGUGUGACUUCGGAUUCUGUUCCCCUCCCUGUUUAGGUCACUCAUUAUUUCAGUAGCGUUUCGAAUUGAAGUAGAAGACGCCGGCUUUCUGGAGAGAUUUAAUUGUGUAGGCUGCGAGAGGAAAGUCCGUCUUUGGGUACAAGAUCUGGAAGCGAGAGCAAUGGCCAAAUUCUGGUUGUGUGCAGCCGUUGGAUUUUACAUGUUGCAGCAGAUUUGCGCAGCCCGAAUGGAUUUGAAUAUAAGUUGUAGAUAUGCAGGUGUUUUCCAUGUAGAGAAGAAUCAACGCUACAGCCUUACGAGAGAAGAGGCUGUUCAGCUUUGCGAAGCACUUAAUAGUACCAUCCCAACAUGGGACCAAAUGGAAAAAGCCUACACCCUGGGUUUUGAAACUUGCAGAUAUGGCUAUAUAGAAGGCAAAGUCGUACUUCCCAGGCAUACUCCUUAUUUUCUCUGUGCAGCAAACAACACAGGAAUUUAUGUACUUUCCUCAAAUUUUUCUGACCGAUACGAUGCAUAUUGCUUCAAUUCGUCAGAAUCAAGAGAUGUGGUUUGUGAACCAGUGAAAAAGUUAUAUUCAGCUUUGCCUGAUAAUAACAGCAGUAUUGAAAUUUUCAAUGCUGAUGGAUCACGGUAUGUUGAAGGAAAGAAGGUCACCGAAAGGCCACAAGUUACUGAAGAUGACAGUAGUGUGGGCAGUGGUUCUGCAAUUGGCAGAGGAACUACAGAUCCCAGUGACUUCAUAUCAGAGGAUGAUAUCACAACGUUUACAGCAGUAUAUGGAAGUGAAGACCCCCAUUACCACCAUCCAGGAAAUCCUGAAGAUCAGAAUCCUACUGAAGAAAAUUCAAAUCAUGGAAAGCAUCAUGGAAAUUCUAGUCAAGAUCAGCAAAUCACUGAAGAUUUUCCAUUAUGGUGGCCACCUGAAGAACCUAAAGAAAUGCAGAAUACAACCUCCAGCGAGGAUCAGAGUUUUGAAGAUGAUGAUGGUGGUGGUGAUGAUGAUGACGAAGAAGGGUCUGGGCAAAAAAAUCCUGAAACAGUUCUUGAGUGGGACAACAGUGGUGAUAAGGAACUUCAGUCAUCAAAUACCACUGUGAACUCCAGCAGAGAUGUCAAACAAGAAGAAUCAGCCCAUGGUAUAUUGCUACCUGCUGUACAUUCUGGAAGGGACAGUGAAGUCAGAUACUCAACAAAUGACACAAGAGCGGAUGUCCUACCUGGAAUUGUUCCUCUAGGUGAUGAUGAACAAUAUUCAACCACUACCGCUAUGUCCUCCAGUGAUGAUUUCUUCAAGCAGGAAGACUCAAAGCAGCCUCAACUGGCGAGUGCAUUUCCUGAACUGGAAAUUGAAGACACAAUAUCCCCUGCAAUCAACACUUCAGACAUGUUACAUCCAGAAUUUUCCACUUCUGAUGAAAAUGAAAAUACCCUGGAAAAAGACCCUUUUCAUCAUCCAGUUACAUUCUUCAAUGGAAGUGUUGAACAUGAAGAAGGACAUCAACAUCAGCCAUCAGCUGUUGAUACAGUUUCACACAGGAGUCAAAGUUCUGUCACAAACAGGACAGUCCAUGAUAUCGUACAAGUACUUGUGCCUCCAAGGGACAACUAUUAUGAAAAUGCAUCUUCGCAGUCAGCAGUAGUUUCCAGUGUUAGUACUGAUUCCGAAGUUCCUACUCAUCAUUCAAUAUUGCACCUAGAGGAUAGUGAAGAAAAACAUCACACAAACACAUCUAGAGAGCAAUUGCUGCCUGGAAUUCUUCAUCCAACUGCAAGUAAGCAUGACAAUAAACUUUCACAUACAGGUAUUAGCAAUAUUUCAACUGUAGUCUCCAAGGAAAAAGGAAAAGACAACGAAACCACACAAAAUCCAUUAUUUUAUGACAUCCAUCCAGGACUGGACAAUAAAAAUGAUCUUCCUGAAAACAAAACUAGGGAUGAUUUUCAGUCUGAAAUUAUUCAGAUUGAAAGAAAGCCUGAAUUGGAAACAACUCAGACAGCUGUGAUUUCCACGAAAGCUGGUGAUUAUGAGGAUUCUACCCAAGAUUCAUUGAUUAAAGAAGAUCCUGAUUUGAAUGAGAAACUUCAUCAUCCUACAAAUUCAUCAAUAAACAAUUUGAUACCUGGAAUUAGUAAUCUCCCAGAUAAUGUGCAAGAAAAUAAAACAUCACAUACAGUUGCCAUACUCAAGGAUUUUGAAGAUUCAGCUCAAUCACCAUUGCCUCCUAUUUACCAGCCAGACUGGUUCAGUGAAGAAAAACCUACUAAUACUUCCAGUAAUGGCACGGAAAUCAGUAAACAGCAUGAAAAUGAACAUCAUUCUUAUGAAGAUGUGGGCUUUUAUGGGACCAAAGAAGAUUCAACCCCAGAACCAGUGAGGCAAUGGGUUAGUGAAGACAUGUAUACUACAAAAGCCACAAUGGAUGUCUUAUUUUCCGGAAUUGUUCCUCGAAGAGGAAUAAAUCAAAAAAAUAAAACUGAUCAUACAGGCAGUUUUGAUCCUAUAUAUAUCCUGCUCAUAAUUGAUUUAACUAUUGUUACCCCAGUUGUGGCCUCCAGUGAUGGAGACAAAAAUGAAACAUCAGAUCUUGGUCCAGAGUGGCAUCCUACAUGGACCAGGGAUGAUGAAAAUCUUGUAAAUAACAGUCAAGAUCCUAUAAACAGACAUCCACCUUCCACUGACAGUCCUGAUCCAAACAAACACCCCAGUGUAGCGGGAGACAGAAAUAUGACACCUUUACCUGAAGGAUCAGGAAAAAGUCAACCACGAACGAGUCGUAUACCAGAUUGGCUUAUUGUAGUUGCUUCUCUUUUGGCCCUGGCAUUGAUUCUUGGUGUUUGCAUUGCUGUAAACAGUCGAAGGAGAUGUGGGCAGAAGAAGAAGCUUGUGAUCAACAACGGUAAAGGAGGCAUAGAUGAGAAAAAGAAAGAUGGGUUAAAUGGAGAAGCCAGCAAAUCUCAGGAAAUGGUGCACUUGGUACACAAAGAGAAGCCAGAAGACCAAAAGGGCCCACAUGACGAAUUCCAAGCAAUUGAUGAAACACAGAACCAACAAGAUGUGCCCUUGAAGAGUGGCAUGUAGGAAAGCUGUGCCAAUCAAAUUGAAUCAGAGUUGGGGAAAACAAAAAGCAUCAUACUGAACUGGGACUAAAACUCAGAAAUGCAAUGAGCUACUGAUCUCUUUAAAACAUAAUUAAGCAUACAUUUUCUUGUUUUUUUUUCUUUGGUAAUGGUCAGCUUCAAAAAUAACAUGUCAUUUUUGGUUUUGCCCAACAUUGCAUCAUUUUGCCCAGUUUAAAUUAGUGACCAUCAUCUUAUUACUUGUAUUUGUUCCCCAGUUGCAAUCAGUUUGGUAAGGCAAAACACCAAAAUUUAUUUUGCCUGACAUACAGAAUUUUUGAACUUUCCAGAAUCUGUAGCCAUUAAGGUAUUAUAAAAUGCAUUCCCAGGGAAUUCACAAUGAUAGGCUAUCUUGAGAUUUGACUCAUAGAUGUUGGAAUUGAAUUUUUAUUGGUCAGUUAAGAGAUUGUCAGGUUUAUUAAAUCUCGUUAAUGUUUUAAUAUUUUGGAAUUACAUGUUGUAAUAGUUGAAUAUGAAAAGCAUGUUUUUACACAUUCCACAGAUCUCCACCAUAUUAAAAACACACUCACCAAAAAGGGUGGAAAGACCCAAAAAAAAAACCAAACCCCAAAUCCAAAUCUGAUUUAUAGCAAAUAAAUUUUUAUUCUCUAUAAUCUAAAUAAUGUGGUGAUGUUAUCUUUAAAUUUCAGUGUUCACCUUCCUUGUUAGCCUGCUGUACUUCUGGUGUAUCUUAUUCCAUUUAUUAGGGAUCCCAUUAAUUAUCUUAUGGGCUGUGAACUGACCCUAGAAUAUUUGGACGGGACCAAACCAAGAUACAUUUCUUUUUUCUUGUCCCACUAUCCCUCAAUGCUUGCGUUCCCUUGAAAUAUCCAUUUCCUAUUUGAGUCUGAAUUAAUAGGUCGCAGUCUAAUGAGAAUUAGAGAGUAAAAAGAUUCUUCUUAAGAAUAAAGCAGGGCACCUCUUUUCCUACACAGUUCCAGUUCUAUUAGAGUAUGUUUAUGUGAGAUCUUUUCUGUGCAGUCAUGACUUACAAUGGAAGAACACAUGAAACAUAUUUGAAAUAAGUAAUUCAGAAGUUCUGUUCUCUUGAAAACAUGCCACUAGCUGAAAUCCAGCCAGGAUCUCUAUACACAGAAUAAGUGCCUUUAGUAGAAUGUACUGUAUGUACCUCCCAAUUUUCCAAAAAUAUGAUAUUGAAGGUUGGAGAAAAUGUUGUAGAAUAUUGUGUUGUGUGUGCAUUACUGAGUGUUUUCAGUCAUGUUAUGCUUUUUAGUAAUAAGAUAUAGAAAGUGUAGACUAACUACCUUAUUUUGGAAUCCACUGUGAUAAUUUAGCUAAUCAGAUAUAAGAAACAAUUGUUUGAACUUUUAUUGGAUUGUUUUUCAGUCUGAAAGAAUGCCUGGAGUAUAACCAUUACCCCGUAUGUGCUUACGUUAAGGAAACAAUUAUUGUCAGCUACCACACUUUCCAUUUGAAUUACAAUAUAAUAAUUGAUGCCAUAUACUUCUUUGCUCAAAGAUGUUGGAAUAAAACUUUGAACAG